This is a messenger RNA of Syngnathus acus (greater pipefish), 3821 nucleotides long. RefSeq lists its product as uncharacterized. The coding region runs from base 423 to 3554 and encodes 1043 amino acids. The transcript is spliced from 7 exons. Gene Ontology annotation, molecular function: CD4 receptor binding; cytokine activity. The record is from RefSeq and is a predicted model, not a curated record. NCBI's taxonomy places the organism in Eukaryota, Metazoa, Chordata, Actinopteri, Syngnathiformes, Syngnathidae. Gene Ontology annotation, biological process: leukocyte chemotaxis; induction of positive chemotaxis.
GAGAACAAGAAGAUAGACCAGUGUGGCUGGUUUGCGUCACUGUACAGUCCACAUCCCCAUCGUGCAAAGCUAACACGCAGACUGAGCGAGGAGCUGAUGUCAUCGACUUCACUAUGAAGCCUUAUAAUAGUUUACUUGUGACUAAGGCAUCGAGAGCUCAUCUUUGAAGCCUUGCUGGGGAACUAAAGACUUCUAUGGACACGACGACAUAAAAAUGACUGCUGCUAGACAGCCGGGCCUUUAUUAGCAUAUAUGAAAAGCAAAGUAGUUUGGAUGAAUAGAGUGUAGGUGGACUAAAAUGAACUCGCUCGCUUCUCUACAGUCAUUUGGAGACGUCUAAAUAAAUCCGGCAGAGUCAUCGAUUCUGGUUUUAGGGAUUUGACUUUUGACAGGUGGUCAUUAACUUUGUUUCUGCUCUGACAAUGGAUGUGUUCUUGCUGCACGCACCAGUGACCGAGUAUACCAAUCAAGGGACUUUGGCAUGCUUAUCUGUCCGAUCUGCCAACUCUUCCUCUGGCAGCCUCACUCGCAGGCCAGGUGUUAGGAAGAACUGUGCUUCCUCUGGAGAGGUGGUGCACACAACUGGAUUUGAUGGUUCAAGCAAGCGGGCCAGAUCGAUCGAUGGCCAGGAUUUCAGGGCGGGAGCCGUGUCAGACUAUAAAGCGUGGACAGUCAAUGUCAAAAGUUGGAAUGAAAACAAAGAAAUAUCAGGCAGCACUGUCUCUUCCAGUCUGACUCACAAUGGGAAAACAGACCAUAAAAACACAGACUUUGGCAUCAACAGAGGUCGAAACUCUGCAUCCGGGUGUCGGACUGGGACUGUUGGAGAUUGGAGGCAGAGCUUGCCGAGUCGAAGUAGGAGUGUCGACUGGAGGUCAGGGGAAAGCAGUCCUGAUCGGGAUGCACGGCGAUCCAACAUAGCUGCGUUGCUAAUGGAAGAAAACAAAGAGACCGGCAGGGAUACCGAAGGCCUGAGAAGCAGGUGCACGUUUUCAUCUAGAAGCUACAACUCUGCAGAUAUUUCUCCAAUCAGCAGAAGUCCUUUGGCCAAAAAUUUGGAAACAGUCUAUGGGGGUAACAACUCCUACCCUUCCCGGCGAAGGUCAAGCCCGGAACCCAUCGGUGACUUCGGAGAGACUGCAUCUUUUGGGACCAAAAGAGGCCAGAGUAUAUUGGAGCGUAUUGAGAAGCUCUAUGGCUCAUCUAAAUCUGAAGACUUGAGCAAAGUUACGGAUUUCUCUUCCUUAGAAAGAAACUAUUUCAAUGGCAGGGGCGAAGCUACGGUACACCAUCGCUCAGGCAUCAGCAUUUUGCCAAGCUCAUGUGAAUGGGAAACAGAAGAUUUCCCCAGGUGUGGCUCCAGUGGAGAAGGAAGCUACGACAGUCCACUUCUCGAGACCAAGACCGGGCGUUCGGAUACUUCACCCUGUUCAAGGAGCAGGGCGAGAUUACCAGAGGGACAAUGGGAAGAACGGAUCUAUGGGAGGUAUUCCGACCACGGUGGCGUUGGUAAAGUGUCCAUUGAGACAAUGUCUCUGGACCGAGCAAGGAGCAAGAACACCAGGGCUAGUCAGAUUAGAUCAGACAGGGUUGCCCAGACUUUAUCAGAGAAGCCAUCUUUUUGGGGACUAUCUGAGACUAAUAGGAUCAUUGGGACAAAGUGGGAAAAAUCUAUGCUGGAUAAGGCAACAGCGGAGCUUGAAUUAAAGGUUUAUGAAGAUGUGUUUGAGCCAAAUCUGAACAUCAGAAGAAACUCUGCAGGGUGGAAAACACACCCAGACACACAGUCGCCAUCGGUCAGUGUGAGAAACAAGAUCAAUCAAUUUGAAGCUCUGACACAGAGAUCCCAGGGUUUCGGAAAGGAACACAUGAUGUCCCGAAGGGCCUUUUCGGUGCCCACAAGACUCAACACUGCCCACGACGGCUUGAGGAGUGAGUUGGAAAAAGGUGACAAGUCUUUGGGUCUGAGAGAGUUAGAGGGGACAGACAAAGCUGAGGGAAAAGUAGGUCAACUGAAAGGUCAGUCACAAAGGUCUUUUUCUGCGGACGAGAUUGUUCAAAGGUCCGUGGUUGAUUUGACAAAGAAGGAAGGGACUAACAUGGAUCAUAUUUACAAAUACAUAGAAGAUGUCAGUAACUAUUCUAGGUUCAAGCAUACGGUAGAAUCACCCCUCAAGGAACAUCAUAUGAACAUCGAUGAACCCGAUUUUUGUAAAGUCUCAAGGAGAACUAACAAUACCGAGUUGCUAAGCUCAAGUGACCCCGAGCCACGCCCGUACGCUGAGCUGUCCGGGAUAAAGAAAGCAAAACCAUCCGUGAUUAUUUUAGCAGUUACUGAUGAUGACAAGACUCCAACAAACUCUCCAAACCACUCACCCUCUAGUUCUCCGACCCCUCUGCCAAACAGUACCUCUCAACUAACCCCGACUGACAACGCAAAAGCCGCCAAAAGCCUCGAGCGACAGAUCCCAACUUCUGGGCAACCCUUCGCUACCUCUUCCCACAGCAAGUUCUUUCCAGAUAUCACUGAGAGUGAGUCAAAAGGGAAGAAACAUGUGUUAGAUUUGGAUUCUUGGGUUGCUGGCUGGAAUGCCUGGCGGGAGGAUGAAGCUUUCGACGACGACGAUGAUGAUGACAGUACAGAGAAGGAUGACGAUUCUUCCUACGAUUCCGACUCUGGGGAGUCUUCGGUGACCAUCACCAGCAACAUGAGCCUGUCAGAUCGCAGGAGCUUCUCUCUCAGCCUGGCAGAAUUGUGUCACUUCACUGGAGCAGACUCCGACUUAGAGAACGACAUUGACGAGAGCCCACCGACGGGCAGGCGGUCGGCUUCGCUGAGCUCCGAAGUGUCGGCGCUGUCGUAUGUGUCUGUGCUACCCACCGAGGAACUUGACAAGCUGCUGGAGGAUGUCAGAAGUUUGGGGGACAGCAAUCUACAGGAUGAUGUGCAUGUGGUUGUCCUCCACAAAGAGGUGGCUGUUGGCCUUGGCUUCAGCAUAGCGGGAGGCGUUGACCAGAACAAACCAGUCAUUGUCCACAAGGUGUUCCCUACCGGUGUGGCAGCACAAGAAGGCUCCAUCAGAGAAGGCGACCAGGUCCUAUCCAUCAAUGGCACUGCCCUGGGGGGCCACAGUCACUGGGAAGCUCUGAGGGUCCUAAGAAGAGCUAAGACUCGAGAGAUGGGAGUGGUGGUACUGAGGAGGGGUGACGUUGGGUGCAUCUCAAAGGGGAGAGACACUCAGACUGAGGAACCAAUGCUGACUCAGACUUCAGAGACUGGUCAGUGUAUGCGUGUCCAUCUGGAGAAGAAAAGCAGAGAUCUGGGCUUCAGUCUGGAGGGAGGCAUUGGAUUGGGGAACAAACCACUCACCAUAAAGAAGAUCUUCCAAGGCGGCCCAGUCGACAAGAUUAGUCCCGGCGACGAGGUGAUGGAAAUUGAAGGUGUGAGCAUGUUAGGGAUGAGGCGACUGGAGGCCUGGACUUUGAUCCGACGACUUCCCACCGGACCGGUUGAUGUGGUAAUACGCCGGCCUCGUAAAAGUUCCGAGCCAUAGCCGCCACGGAAGAAAAUCUGAUCUGGACUUUUUGAUGGACUGUUCUGGGAUCAGACCAUCUAUAACCCAAUUUACAACACAAUUAUCCUCAUAUUUCUAACAAAGCCUUAACAGAAGGCCAUACAUUUGAAGGUAUUUAACACAUGCAUCUACCUCAAGGCCACAUGACACGUGUAUGUGAAGGAUUUUGUCUUAUAUACUGUGAACACAUGCUAACAGCAUUUUUGAGUUUAUAUUGCUUUUUAAUAAAGCUUAAUCAGAAACAGA